CUAAAUUGGUUUAACAUCUACGUUUUCUUCUCAAUUGAGUUCAUAAAGAAUGGUUCACUACAUUAUUGACGAAAGCGACCCUAAAGAAUCUGGACUGGAGGCUCCUUACAUCAAGCUGUACUCUCAGGCUACUCCGAACGGCCAGAAAGUGUCGAUUCUGCUUGAAUUACUAGGCCUUGAUUAUCAUGUCCGCAAAAUUGAUAUCAUGAAAGGCGAGUGUAAGGAGGAUUGGUAUCUCCAAUUCAAUCCUAACGGAAGAAUACCUUCUCUUACCGAUGUUUCCGCCAAUGGAAAAGUGACCCAUGUGAAUGAGAGUGCUGCCAUUAUGAUGUACCUUUGUGACAAAUACGACAAGGACAGAAAAUACAGUUAUGAAUACGGUACUGACUUGUAUUACGAGCAAUUGGAGUGGGUCUUCUUUCAAAUGGCUGGUCUGGGUCCAAUGAAGGGCCAGUACCACCAUUUUGUGUACUACGCUCCGGAGAAGGUUCCAUACGCAAUUGAGAGAUAUAAAAAUGAGACAAUUAGAUUAUUCUCUGUUUUGGAAGAGAGACUUGCCCGCAACAAGACAGGUUAUCUAGUGGGUGAUCACCUGUCAAUUGCCGAUCUCUGCUCCUGGCCUUGGAUCAACUCUCGCAGAUUAGAAGAAGUUGAGAAUUUCCCAAGACUCUCUCAGUGGCUUAGAAACAUUGGAGAGAUCGAGGCCGUCCAGCGUGGAUCCAAGAUCCCUGAGUAGAAUAAAAAAGAUUCUGUUAUCUCUGAUUGCGUACAAUUGUAUUUGCAAAUGUCUUCCAGUCGAGUCCGGACAACAGUGCUUGUGCUAUCGGAUUGCAGUAGAAACUUUCUGCCCGUCCUCUGAUGUAAUUUUCCGCGUUGUAUGGGUCUAGUCCAGGGGACUUGAGCUGCGGUACGCUAAACUUGACAAAUAUCAUGGGGACCAUGCUUGAGUCAAAAUUUGCGAGCCCGACUUUCGUGGCACCUGUAGGAGUGACAAACAUGACCAACGCUCUAUUUUGUAGCUUUUCUCUAGCAAAGAAGUCUGCAAAUGUCCCUGUGAGCUCACGGACCAUUUUAGCGUCCAUUUUGCUUCGCUUCCAGCAUUUGCAUUGCACGUACAAAUGCACUUUGAAGGCAUCAUUCUGUUUUUGCUCAACAAAUGGAACAACGUGCUUGAGAGCAGGGCCCAAGUAGGAGUCUGCAGGCUUUUCAGGUUCACGUUUCAGCUGCUUCAGGUUCCAGGUGGCUUGCAUAUCUAUCCCUCCAUCGUUGGCACCUCCUUGGAGUACUAUUCGUUUCAAAUUUAGGUGAUGAGCAAGGAAGUCUGCAAAUGAUAUUUCGUACAAAGAUCCCCUAAACACUGUUGAUUUCGGAGACGUUCCAACGACCUGCGCGUAAGUAAGAUACGACUCUACCGAGUUGAAGCCCGGAGCGGAAAUGACCUUCG
This is a messenger RNA of Ogataea polymorpha, 1444 nucleotides long. RefSeq lists its product as uncharacterized. The transcript has a single exon. NCBI's taxonomy places the organism in Eukaryota, Fungi, Ascomycota, Pichiomycetes, Pichiales, Pichiaceae. The record is from RefSeq and is a predicted model, not a curated record. Bases 50 to 736 code for a protein of 228 amino acids.